UGGAAAAGCAGCUGGUGACUCACCUCCUCAGCUACGAGGCGGAGCUAUGAGUUCGAAGCUGAACAGCAAAGCAAACUCAAAGGAGCUGUGUACCAUUUGUUCUGCACACAGAGGGAACUACUUCCAGACCUGGAACUUACUCUCACAGAACUGGACCUAAAGCCUGAAUAACUCUGGAAACCAGAAACUCACAAUAGGACUGAAAGAAGAAUUUAAAACCUAAAAGAGGAUUACAACUGAAGACACUGAAGAAACUUGUUUGGCAGGAUUUCUUUGUUGUUGUUUGUAGGUGUAGACUUUGUGUGUGAAGUGGUUUCUAUAUUAGAUUAGGACAAGCAUCUCACUGUUAAAAUGUCUAACUCUACUUUCCAACUUAUUGAGGACUGUGAAGCCACAAACAAGACACUGUAUAAGUUCUAUGCAGCUGUCAUGAUUGUGAUUUUCAUCUUGGCUUUGCCUCUGAAUGCAUCUGUCCUCCACCUCUUCAUAUUCAAGCUGAAAUUCUGGAAAUCCAACACCAAUAACAUCUUCCUGUUCAACCUGGUGCUGGCAGACAUCCUCCUGCUCUUCUGUUUGCCCAUUAAGGCACACAACUUCAUCAAUGGAGAGAGGAGGAGUGAGGACAACACCGUUUGCAAAGCUAUGCUCUUCAUGUUGUUUUUAAACCGAGGUGCCAGCAUUGCCUUCCUCACGGUGACUUCCAUUGAUCGAUAUUUCAACGUGGUACACCCUGGUCGAAAGAAUCUCCUAAGGGUUCUAAAGAAAUCUCCUCAGAUCUCUAUCGUCAUCUGGCUGCUUCUUCUGCCCCUCACCAUUCCCACCAUGCUCAAGAACUUCGAUUGCUGCAACAGCCACAAGACGACCAAAGACGAUACCUUGGUUAAGGAUGUGGUGGACAGUUUGCGAGAAGCGGUCUUCUUUACCCAGAUCAUCAUCCCCUUCGUCAUCCUGGUCUACUGCACAGUGUGCAUCGUCAACCGGCUCAGGAAGAAAACAGUUGGGGAUACGACCAAGCUGAGGAGGGCGGUCUUUCUGGUGACCUCCGUCAUGGUGGUGUUCUCCUUCUGCUUCCUCCCCUGCGCCAUAGCCAGGAUGAUUCUGCUGAUCACCCGGGUACAAGAGGCGAAUGAGUUCUACCAGGAUAAAGCAGCUGUGGCCUUCGACGGUCUCAUGGUCCUCUCCUACGUGGACUGUCUCCUGGAUCCGCUGAUCUACUGCUUCUGUAGCACCAAGUUCAAAGCUCUUUAUCUCUCCACCUACUUCCCAUUCAUACUGAAAAACCAACAAGUGCCAUUAGACAGCUCAACCGACAACAAAUCGCAUCCCACACGCAAUAAUGUCAUUUGAAAUUCAUGGAAAACAGAUGCUGGAUGGCUACUGAUGGCUACAGUGUGCUGACACAGCAGAGACUGACAGUGUGUCCCAUAAAUGUACCUUCUUUAGGGAAAAGGACUGUAAAGGCAAAGUGCACCAUGAAGACAAGACGUGCUGUAAUUAUUUAAGUUUCUAUUUUCUAUUGAUUGUUAAAUAGAAAUAUAUAGAGAGGUACCUGUGUAAAUAGGAGGGAUAGUUAUGGUUUUAUAAGAGCUUUUUUAAAGGGAAUGCCCCUCAGCUAAAGUAUGCACAUCUGCUUUUAUAUUUUUCUUGGACAGCAAGAUGAGUUGUGGCCAUGAAAAAUUUCUUUCAAGUGUCAGAAGCCAAAAAAGAACAAGAAUCUUAUCUGUCUAAUCAGACCAAUCUCACACAGCCUUUAUGUAAGCUUUCAAAGUCAAACAGGCAUUAGUGUCUAAUAUAACCAUGUCAAUCGAAAGUGUUUAAAUCUUGUCAAAUACAUUCUCUAUGAAGCUGUAGAUGGGGGUAGACAUGUGAUUCAAUUAUAGACAGUAUUCACUAACAUGGUUUCAGCAGGGGUGUGCAUGUAACUGACCCCAAAAUAGAUGCAUAUUAGGCCACAGUCAGUCCCCUGUUACAUAAGACUUAAUCCUAAAGGCCCAUACAGGAAGCUGAUGAUUUAAUGCUGAUUUAUUAUUAAACUGUAUAACUGUUCAUCCAGUAUGUGGAGAGGCAAUGGUGUGAUUCAACUGUACAUAGUUUCAGUCCAGGGUACUUUUUUUCUGAGUAAAUUUUUGAUAAUAUUACAGAAAACUGAUGUGAUGCAUCGCAAAAAUGUCACAUCCUGACAAAAAGUCCCUUACAAUAUAAAUCAUGAAUCAUGCCAUAGCAGAAACAGACAAAACUAUACUUGACCCAGACCUUCACAAAAACCUCAUCGUACCUGUACUGUGUGAAUCACCUGGAUGGUCUCACUCACCAUGAUGAUAUCAUUAGUACUAAUACAGCCAGUUAGGGUAUGCCUGUUGUUCACUGUCUGGCUAUAAAUACAUGGCUUACUCACUUAAUUAUUGAACCAGGUGGAGUCUGUUCAGUCUCUGUUUAAUUUGAUGUUAAAAAUGCAUCAUCGUGUAUCACAGAAUAUGUCAUUUUUUUUGCAUUUGUCACAGCAGAAAUGGGGAAACAUUGCAACAACACAAUGAAACAUUUGUUAUGUGAAGAAUUACGCCCAACUGUCUGGUCCAUGGUUGAAUUUUACAUGUUGAAGUUUAUAAAAAACAAUAAUGUAAUGUAAUUAAAAUCUGCUCUACAGCUUUGUAGUACGAUAAUUUAUUAAUGUUAAAACAAGACUGACGUGUACUUACCUCAGAGUCACACAUAAAGAGGGUUAUUGUGUUCAUAGUGUACGAAUAUUUACCAAGUAAACAGGAACACGAGUCUUUGUUUUAACAUCCUGCAGUUGUGUUUUUUUGUACUGUGUCAGUUAGGUGUGUAGAUUUGACCUGAGCGGAGCAGCAUGUUAACAUUUUUUGUAUCCAAGUAUAACGUUUACGUCUGUAAAUGUACCAAUCAGCGCAAUUACAAGUAGGUUUAUAUGAAUUAUGGGUGCAAACGUCUUCUGAAUUCUUAACCAUUAGUUAUACAUUGACAUUUACAUAAUGGGACUUCCUGUAACUGUGAUCUGAACAUAUUUCUUUGUUUUUUACUUUGUUAUAAUAAGCGUCCCAAUAAAUGCUUCAAUAGAUAUCAGACCCUCAACACAUGAUAAUGUGAAAAGUGUGUAUAAGGUUGUCAUGAUAUUGUUGUUUUAUUGUUAACAUAAAUGUAUACUUGACCAGGGAUCACAUCUAGAGAAUCUGUUUUACUGGUGGCAUUCAAUAUUGGCUUCGUGUUUUUACUACUUCUGCAAUGUGUGAAUGUGUAAAUAUAUUUUUUAUCUUUGA
Morone saxatilis (striped sea-bass) is the source of this 3275-nucleotide messenger RNA. It is a transcript of the gene gpr31, whose product is annotated as G protein-coupled receptor 31. The transcript is spliced from 2 exons. Gene Ontology annotation, molecular function: G protein-coupled receptor activity. The record is from RefSeq and is a predicted model, not a curated record. Gene Ontology annotation, biological process: G protein-coupled receptor signaling pathway. NCBI's taxonomy places the organism in Eukaryota, Metazoa, Chordata, Actinopteri, Moronidae. Bases 352 to 1347 code for a protein of 331 amino acids. Gene Ontology annotation, cellular component: membrane.